This is a messenger RNA of Centrocercus urophasianus (Greater sage-grouse), 1467 nucleotides long. It is a transcript of the gene SLC7A13, whose product is annotated as solute carrier family 7 member 13. Gene Ontology annotation, biological process: amino acid transmembrane transport. The coding region runs from base 1 to 1467 and encodes 488 amino acids. NCBI's taxonomy places the organism in Eukaryota, Metazoa, Chordata, Aves, Galliformes, Phasianidae. Gene Ontology annotation, molecular function: L-amino acid transmembrane transporter activity. The record is from RefSeq and is a predicted model, not a curated record. The transcript has 4 exons. Gene Ontology annotation, cellular component: membrane.
AUGGGAAGAGGAAAGAGCAAUGAUCCCAAAGAUGUAAAAAGAAAAGAAAAGACCAAGAUGCAACUCAAACGAAGAAUAGGUUGUUUUGAUGGGGUAAGUUUUAUUAUCGGAUCAAUAGUUGGGGCAGGGAUCUUUGUGUCUCCCACAGGGGUGUUAAAGCAUUCCCUGCUUAAUGUUGGUGUUGCAUUAACAAUCUGGACUGCUUCUGGACUAGUUUCUCUUAUGGGCUCCCUCUGCUACGCAGAGCUGGGCACUGCUCUGCCAUUUUCUGGAGGGGAAUACAGCCAUAUUAAAAGAGGCCUUGGAUCCCUACCUGCCUUUGUGUUCAUCUGGACAUCAACGUUUACCAAGCCAGCAUCAAAUGCUGCCCGAGCCUUGCUAUUUGCUGAAUAUGCCACCCAGCCCUUCUACGGCAUUUGCCCUGCACCAGAAGUGCUGAAGAAAUGCUUGGCUUUGGCCGUCCUCUGGUCCCUGGGGAUUCUGAAUGGAUGCAGUGUCAAACUGGCUACAUGGGUGCAGAUGGUGUUCACUCUCCUGAAGAUGAUGGCGUUAUCUGUAAUUGCUGUCGGUGGAAUAGUUCUGCUCGUUGGUGGAAGGAAGGAGAAUCUCGCCAGGUUUGAGGACAUGUUUGGCUCAGAGAUGCCCAACGCAUCACAGAUCGCUGAAGCCUUUUUCCAAGGACUGUACGCGUAUGGUGGUUGGUGGUCCCUCAAUUAUAUGGCAGAAGAGAUGAAAAACCCUAGCAGAAAUAUCCCUUUAACUGUGAUGACAGCUGUUCCCUCAGUAAUUGUGUUUUACUUACUAGUAAACAUCUCAUAUCUGACUGUCCUCACUCCAAAGGAAAUGGUCUCCUCAGUUGCUGUGGCAGUAACUUGGGCUGAUCGAGUGAUCCCCUCUGUUGCCUGGAUCAUUCCUCUCUCCGUUGCUAUCUCGAUAUUUGGCGCCCUCAACAGCAGCAUGUUCGCAUUAGGUCGAUUAAGCUAUGCUGGAAGUCAGUCAGGACAUUUACCUGUUUUAAUAUCCAUGCUUAACAUCCAUACUUGUACUCCAGCACCAGCUUUGAUUUUUUCAACCAUCAUUGCAUCCAUUUUUAUAAUCCCCUCUGACCUUAUUAUGUUAACAAAUUACUUUGGAUUUUCUGCCUGGCUUAUGAUUGGAUUGACUUGUGCAAGCCUGAUUGUACUUCGAUACCGAGAACCUAACCUACAUCGACCAUACAAAGUUUUUCUACCGGUUCCGUUUGUGAUGGUGGCCAUGUCAUUCUUCUUAGUUUUAGCUCCUAUAGUCUGGUCUCCAAAUAUGCAAUAUUUGUAUGCUUUUUUGUUUAUGCUCGGGAGUCUUAUUGUUUAUCUUCCUUUUGUACAUUUUAAAUUGCAUUUUGCAUUUUUUGAUAAAAUUACUUGCUACUUGCAGCUACUGCUGGAAGUUUCUCCUGCUGAUGGUUCUGAUGAGAGUAAAUGUGAAUGA